Molecule: messenger RNA, 1854 nt
Organism: Eublepharis macularius
Lineage: Eukaryota; Metazoa; Chordata; Lepidosauria; Squamata; Eublepharidae
Product: immunoglobulin superfamily member 1-like
Exons: 8
Coding region: 80-1366 (428 amino acids)
Source: RefSeq, a predicted model, not a curated record
AAGCCGGAGCCCUCAGCUGAGAUCCUCAUUAUGGGGACAACAGCGUGAGGAGGAAGCACCACCACCCUGCUGCCUCACCAUGAAGGUCCCUUUUAGCCUCCUCUUUGUCGGAUGGUGGACGGCUGAGCAGAGAUGGAUGGUUAGAGGUAAUACAGGACAACAUUAUUCCAAGCCUUCAAUCUCUGUGAGCCCAGAAGAUGUCACUCUGGGGGGGGAAGUCAGAGUCCACUGCGGCGAGGCAGACCACCCCGGUGCAAAUUUCUCGCUACUCAAAAGCAACCCAUCUUUGUCUGCUUUGUCUCACCAAAAGACAAUGGGUUAUGAGGCUGAAUUUAUCAUUUCCAGCGUCAAAACAUCAGAUGCAGGGAUCUACCAGUGUUUAUACUGCUUCAGAGCUGGCUCUGAACCUAUGUGUUCAGAUAAGAGUGAUGAGGCAUACAUCAACAUAACAGAUCCCAGGAUCCCAAAACCUUCCAUCAAGAUGAAACCGAAGCACCUGAAUGCUGUGCACUCAAACGUCACUCUUGAAUGCCAGGGCCAGGGAGAUGAUCUGAAUUUCUUCCUCCGUAAGGCAAACACCACGGAAGUAGCACAGGUCAUAGCACCAGCUGCAGCCAAAGCCAACUUUCGUUUCCUUCAGGUGAGGAUGGAGGAUGCUGGAAGCUACAUCUGCCAGUAUCACCACAAAGGCACCCCGUUUGUCUGGUCAGAGCCAAGUGAUCCCGUGGAGCUCAUUCUGAAAGAUCCCAGUUUGGUCCAACCCUCCAUCACAGUGAGACCUGAAGGUCCGCAUAAUGUUGGCAUGAAUGUCACCAUUGAGUGCAAAGGGCCCGAGAUCGGCUUGACUUUCUCCUUGCACAGAUCACAGAACCUCAAAGCAUUAAAGGUGAAGAAGCCAAAAGGUGACACAGCAACAUUCCCUCUAAAUGCAGUGAAACUGAAGGAUGCAGGGAAUUAUACUUGCCGGUAUUGCCACAGAGGAAAUCGCUUUGUUUCUUCAGAGCCUAGUGAUCCCGUACAAGUUACUGUGAGGGGCAUGUCUAAGAAAACAACCAUGACCAUCAUAUGGGCAAGUGUUGCAGGGGGACUUCUCCUGGUCCUCUUCUUGCUGCUGCUUAUCUUCAUAUUAUGCAAAAAAAGGAGAAAGUGCUCCACAAUCAAUGAAAGAAAUCAACCACUGAACAUGAUCCUAGAACAAGAUGCUGGAACAGAUCAUGAUGGAGUCACUUAUGCUAUACUGAACCAUCACUCACUGAAAAUCAAGCAGCCAGCUAAUCAAAACAGAGGCCCUGAGUCUUGUGUCUAUGCAUCAGUGGCUAGAGAAGGAAGCAGGGAGGACCAGUGUCGGCAAGAUGCUUCGGAGUAGCUGGGGGCCCUGAAAUUGCUCUUUUAACUUCCAUGGGUGCAUAAAAUUGAUUCUUGCAUGCAAAGCCCUCUUACUUUCUUCACAAAACCAUGGAUAUGAAUGGAUAACCACACAAAAACAUUAGGAUAAACCCAUGGCCUGUGGAGGCAGCUGGCAUCCUCAAGGUGUUAUUAGAGCUGCAUCAUUGACUUAAGGUUGCAGGAUCGGUGGCAGUUGCCUUUGUUUCUGACAUAUGCAAAUCAUGUUAUAGGCUAGAUUUUUGGCACCGUUUCUAGACAAAUUACUUUAAUGAAUAUUAUCAAGGAACAUUUCAAUUUGUGCUGCAGAAUCGAUUAGACGCCCUGAAGAUAGUUGAGCGCAUUAUUAUACCAUCAGUAUCAGAAUUGUUUAUUAAGGUGGGACAUAGCUGGAAUGGAUACUUUAGCAUGUGAAAUUUUUAAAAAUUGUAGAUAUAUAAUAAAAUAUUCUGGAUAUUCUGGAAUUCUGGA